AUGGCCAGCAACGCCGCCUGCAUAUUCUGCAAGAUCAUCAAGGGCGAGAUCCCCAGCCUGAAGCUCUUUGAGAGCGACAAGACGCUCGCCUUCUUGGACGUCGGCCCGUUAAGCAAGGGUCAUGCUCUUGUGAUCCCCAAGUACCACGGCGCAAAGCUGCUGGACAUUCCCGACGACCACCUCGGUGAAAUCUUGCCCGUAGCCAAGAAGAUCGCCAACGCGUCAGGUGCCACAGACUAUAACAUCCUCCAGAACAACGGCCGGAUCGCACACCAGGUUGUCGACCACGUGCACUUCCACUUCAUCCCUAAGCCCAACGAGACAGAGGGACUUGGUAUUGGCUGGCCCACGACGAAGCCGGACAUGGAUGCUCUGAAGAAAUUGUCUGAGGAACUCAAGGCCAAGAUGUAG
This is a messenger RNA of Neoarthrinium moseri, 411 nucleotides long. RefSeq lists its product as uncharacterized. The transcript is spliced from 5 exons. Gene Ontology annotation, molecular function: catalytic activity. The record is from RefSeq and is a predicted model, not a curated record. Gene Ontology annotation, biological process: nucleotide metabolic process. Lineage: Eukaryota; Fungi; Ascomycota; Sordariomycetes; Amphisphaeriales; Apiosporaceae. The coding region runs from base 1 to 411 and encodes 136 amino acids.